CCCAAACGAAGCGAGAGAGAGAGAGAGAGAGAAGAGAGAGAGGGAGAAGAGAGAGAGAGAGAGAGAGAAGGAAACGAACGGGAAUAAAGGAAGCAUUGGAGCCACGCAUUUGGAAUUGCAGAGAAGUAGUAGGAAGAACGCCAAGGAUUCAUGGCUAAAGAGAUGGAGAUUGAAACUUCCUGUGCCCUAUGUUCUCCAUUGACGAAUGACGAUCCUCGUCGUCGUUGAAUCGAUUAAUCCUACGGAAGAGCUGGUUCUUUCUUCCUUCUUCUAUCCCUCUUCUUUUUGAUGGAUACCUUCCUGUCUCGCCCCCUUUCUGUAAAAGGGUUACCUUUUUUUGUAAAGAAUAGUUUCGUUGUGUUCUUCUCGUUGUCGAUUUUUUUAAUGAUCUUUCCCUGAAGAUUUUGUUUUUAUUCGAUCUUAUCCGUUUUGCAAUCAAAAUUUUGUUUAAUCCAGCUACUUGUAGGUAUAGGUAGAUAUACUCGUCUUUAUUGCUUUCCUUAUUGUUGUUGCUCCUUGUUUCCUUCUUAUUUCCAUUUACAAUUCCUCAAGAUUGCCUUUUUGCCCCUUCCCCUUUCGUCUUGAAUCGGUUUCUCGUCUUGGGGAGCAGAGGGAGAAGUUUGACGGUGAGGGUAUUGGAUUGCUCAGAUAGAAGAGGUCAAAAAGUGGUGUUUUAAUCUGGGGCUCGACGGAUCCGCCUACUCGAUUCGUUUGGUUCAGCUGUCUGGCUGCUCUGGAGUGCAUAUUGGAAGUGAUCAGGGCCCUGCCGAUGGGGUCCUGCUUGUCGGCCGAUGGGCAGAGAGGUGGCUCAAGCCCGUCGUCCCCGGCUUCGGGGACCAGGCGACAACGGGGUCGCCUCAGGAGGUUGACACGGACAUCGCUAGAGGAGGACGACGAGCUCUGCAGGAUCCCCGGGAGGAAGUUUCGAAAUGGCUCCACCAACACCGCCUCGCUAUUCACCCAGCAGGGCAAGAAGGGGACUAACCAGGAUGCCAUGAUCGUUUGGGAGAAUUUUGGUGAUAGGAGUGAUACAGUCUUUUGUGGAGUUUUUGAUGGCCAUGGUCCUAAUGGCCACACGGUGGCAAGGAAAGUAAGAGAUAUUCUCCCUUUGAAUCUACGUGCCAGUUGGGAGCUAAUCGUAGGAAAUGAUGAAUCCAAACAGAACCAUACCGACACCAUGAAUUCAAAUGUAAUUCCAUCUCCAAUCCCCAUGGAUGAAUCCAUAGCUUCUACUGGAUUUGACGAGAAGGAUAGACGUUCAAAAUUCUCAAAAACAAUGAAAGACUCAUUCCUGAAGGCUUUCAGAAUAGUGGAUAAGGAACUGAGAUUGCAUCCGGAGAUUGAUUGCUUCUAUAGUGGGACAACAGCAGUCACUCUGGUUAAGCAGGCUCAAGAUCUUGUCAUUGGAAAUGUUGGAGACUCAAGAGCAGUUUUGGGCACUAGAGAUGAAAAUAACUCCUUGAUUGCCGUCCAACUGACUUUGGAUCUAAAACCAAGUCUUCCUAGGGAAGCUGAAAGAAUUAGGCGUUGUAGAGGCCGUAUCUUUGCUUUGAGGGAUGAACCAGAGGUGGUUCGGGUAUGGCUGCCCAAUAUCGAUUCUCCAGGCUUGGCUAUGGCACGGGCAUUUGGAGAUUUCUGUUUAAAGGAUUUCGGUUUAAUAUCUGUGCCUGAAGUUUCUUACAGACGCAUUACUGAAAAAGAUGAGUUUAUCGUGUUGGCCUCGGAUGGGGUUUGGGAUGUUCUAUCCAACAAAGAGGCAAUACACAUAGUUGCAUCUGCUCCUACAAGGGCCUCCGCCGCUCGGUAUCUCAUUGAGUCAGCUGUACAAGCCUGGAAGUCCAAGUAUCCAACUUCAAAAAUUGAUGAUUGUGCUGCGGUUUGCCUCUUCCUUAAUACUGACACAUCCAACAACUCCACUCUCAGAGGUAGCGAAGCUGACGGGACACUGCAUGAAGUCGAGGUUGUCGGUCAUAAACAGGUCUAUCACAGGGCAGAAACAACCGACAAGUGUGGCAACCAUCAAGCAUCAUCUUUAAUGACUCUCCACAGUUGGAUGAAGAGCAGCCCGACUCUAUUAGAAUGCCCAGGUCUUUCUCUCUCUCUCUCGUUCGUUCUGAAAUAGUUAAAUAUUAGUGUGUAGGAUUGCAUUCUUUGCGCAAUUUCGGUUGCGGUUCGGUCACUGUGAGUUGUAAGUCUAGUGCCAUGUCCUAGUUGUAUUGGGGACUCGAUGCCUCACUGUUCGCUAUCCUGUAUUCUACCUUACCAUGCGAGGAAGCACUUCGUCUAUAUCUAUUCAAGAACUGUAAGCUGUGUGAAGGAGCUAUGCCAUAUACAAAAGCAGUAAAAUGUACUGAAUUUCCAACCGGUUCAACCGGAACCAGCCGAACAGUUCAACCUCCGGUCAGAUACACAAAACACUGAUCGACAUCUAUCAGAUUGUGGAUGGAUGAGAUUGUCACCUUGGAUGUGUGGACUGUGACUCAACAUUUAUUGGCAUCACAUGCUCAAACUUUCCACCUUGUGGAGCUUAUCCUUCUGCUUGCAUUUGCAUGUUUGUGGACCUACAAGUGAAUUGAAUCUAUUUUAAAUAGAAAAAAAAAAGAAAAGAAAAGAAAAGAAAGGUGUAAAAUACAAACGGGUUCAUGAUUUGGGGACAGUGUAGAUGAAUUUACUGUUCAUGUUGCAGUUCUUGAAUGGAUAUCUGUAUAUAAACAAUUCCUGCCAACUUUAUUUGAUUUGAAUAUCUAUGCUAUUAUUAGAUUGUAAAAUA
Zingiber officinale is the source of this 2770-nucleotide messenger RNA. RefSeq names its product probable protein phosphatase 2C 33. The transcript is spliced from 6 exons. Gene Ontology annotation, molecular function: protein serine/threonine phosphatase activity. Bases 770 to 2122 code for a protein of 450 amino acids. Lineage: Eukaryota; Viridiplantae; Streptophyta; Magnoliopsida; Zingiberales; Zingiberaceae. Gene Ontology annotation, biological process: protein dephosphorylation. The record is from RefSeq and is a predicted model, not a curated record.